This is a messenger RNA of Rhododendron vialii, 1362 nucleotides long. RefSeq lists its product as uncharacterized. NCBI's taxonomy places the organism in Eukaryota, Viridiplantae, Streptophyta, Magnoliopsida, Ericales, Ericaceae. The record is from RefSeq and is a predicted model, not a curated record. Bases 77 to 742 code for a protein of 221 amino acids. The transcript has 2 exons.
UUAAUGGCCAAGGCUUUUACCAUAUCUCUCAGUUCUCAUCAGUUCUACAUUGUUCUCGACCAAAUUCAGCAUAAACAUGGCGGCUUCUCUCAAUCUCUUCAAGCUGUCAUGUCUCUUGAGUCUCCUGUCAAACUCAAACCUGGGCAUCUCUCCGCCUCCGUCGUGCAGCCGCAUUGAGUGCCCUAGCUAUGAUGUGGUUCAUGUUGGGAAUGGGUAUGAAAUUCGCCGGUAUAACUCAACGGCAUGGGCGUCAACUUCUCCUAUUGAAGACAUCUCUCUUGUUGAAGCCACCAGAACUGGUUUCUUGCAGCUAUUCGACUACAUUCAAGGGAAAAACAACUACAAACAGACAAUCGAGAUGACAGCUCCAGUGAUUACCCAAGUCUCACCAAGCGACGGACCCUUUUGUUCAUCCUCAUUCGUUGUAAGCUUCUUUGUCCCAAAAGAGAACCAAGCCGACCCCCCUCCUGCAAAAGGCCUCCACGUCCAAAGGUGGGAAUCAACAUAUGCAGCAGUGAGACAGUUCAGUGGAUUUGUCGAAGAUUCUGAUGUCGGAGAGGAAGCUGCCGCUUUGCGCAGUAGUCUUUCAGGCACUGUUUGGUCGGCCGCCAUUGACAAAAGCCACAAAUCUGAGACGGUCACCGAGUACAUUGUUGCGCAGUAUAAUUCACCAUUUGAGUUUGAGAACAGGGUGAAUGAGAUUUGGUUUGUGUUUGAUAUGGAGGAUGGUAAUGCAAUGUGAGGAGAUGGGAGACUUUGAAUGCUGAGGAGAGUACUAGUAAGAGUCUUAGAUUAAUUAAUAAUCUCUUCUUGAGAAAGGAUAAAGAGAACUCAUGUGGAGGUCAAUAAGAGCAAGUACACCAGAACAUUUAUAAUACCUAUUUUGCUAUUUUACCUAAGAAAAGUAUAAAAAACCCACUUGCAGCUGCUUCGGGGAAAGGACAUGUAUUUCCCAUUUGUGAACAGUGGUGAGCUAUUUCUACCGAAGAUCUGUUCAUCAGCUACCCAUUAAAAAAUUAGUUUCUUUCUUCUCUUUUUUCACUCAGAACACUAUUCAUAUUCUCUCACUCACUCCCUUUCUCUAAAAGUAAUAAUAUUUUAAUAGAGAAUAUGUUAAAUAAAUAGUGUUGGUGUAGUGUUAAAAGAAAUAUGAGUAUGUAAAAUGAAAAAUGUGUACUGUUCAAGAGUUUUUUUAACAAACGACCGGUAAACUUGCCCUAAGAGUCACCAUUUUGAUUUGGUUUUGCUACUGUAAUGAAUGUAAAUUGAUGGCUGACUUGGCUAUUAGAGCAUAUGUAUUUCAUUCGAAAAGCAUAGAAUUUGAUAUGAAUAUUCUAUUCUUAUAUUGCAAAAUGGAUUUGG